AUGUCGACGGCGAGAGGAGUCCGACAUCAACAAACUAAUAUUUUCACACGCGUGAUUAUGUUCAAUAUUUCUCCUGGUAAAAUUAGCAAAGACAAACGUCAGAGGAAAAAGAGACUACGCCUUUUGUGGAAAAAUCAUGAACGUGAUCAUUUCACAUUGACGUCAUACAUAAAUCAUCAUGCAAAUCAACGGGAUUCUACUGAUACUCAUAUCUCUCUGCAUGGUUGCCAAUCACAUAAAUUGUGCUCCUCUAUUGUUCGAAAAUAA
This is a messenger RNA of Adineta ricciae, 267 nucleotides long. NCBI's taxonomy places the organism in Eukaryota, Metazoa, Rotifera, Eurotatoria, Adinetida, Adinetidae. The record is from the annotation of a GenBank genome assembly.